Messenger RNA from Anisakis simplex (herring worm), 366 nucleotides. NCBI's taxonomy places the organism in Eukaryota, Metazoa, Nematoda, Chromadorea, Rhabditida, Anisakidae. The record is from the annotation of a GenBank genome assembly.
GUGGACGUUGAUGAGAACGAGAAAGAAGAUGACGAGGCGUCGUCGAGUGCGGCGUGGUUGUGUGCGUAUUGGAUUGAGUUUCGUCGUCGAUUGAUUCAUCUGCUCGGAUACAACUUCAACAAAUUCCCUUCGCAUAUGGCGUUGAGUAUAUUACAACUGAAGAACAAAAAUGUCUCGAAACACGUCACUCGUGACGUGCUGAAACGUGACGAGUUGUCGCUAUUUUUAUCGAAUAGUGAUCUGAAGAGGUUAUCUCAGUACGCACGUAAUAUGGUCGAUUACCAUCUGAUCACGGAUCUAGUGCCCAAUCUCGCAUUGCUCUAUUUUAAUGAACGGUUUGACAGUGAGGUUCGUUCACUUAUUUAA